Molecule: messenger RNA, 489 nt
Organism: Sciurus carolinensis (gray squirrel)
Lineage: Eukaryota; Metazoa; Chordata; Mammalia; Rodentia; Sciuridae
Exons: 2
Coding region: 1-489 (162 amino acids)
Source: RefSeq, a predicted model, not a curated record
AUGAGUAAUUUCCAGGUGCUGUGGUUCAUGGAACUCUACCACUUCUCUGGUACCGGGCCCUGGGAUGACAAGGGCAGUGUCAAUUGUGGCCUCCAUACAGCAUCUCCAGGAGGAACCCAUGGGGGGUCCAGGGGGAAGAUUAACUGGCCCCAAACGGAACUGAAGAAGAAGCUGUUCAAGCACUGGUGGGUGUUAAAUGGAGAGAAGCAACUGAGGCAUCAGGUGGUCAGAGCUGUGAUAGAUGAAGGGCUGAUCACACGGCAUCACCUCAAGAAGUGGGCAUCCAGUGCACGUGGCAAUAUUACUCUGUCAGGGAAGAAAUGUGGAAAACUCCUGCUGAAGAUCUGGCUUGCUCAGAAAGAAAAGGUAGCAAUGGAAGUUGAAGUCCCUUCAAAACCAGCCAGGACUAGUGAACCACAGCCCAAACGACAGAAGAAGAUCAAACCCCCCCAGGAUGUAGACAUGGAGAAUCUUGAGAAUGAGAGCUAA